This is a messenger RNA of Suncus etruscus (white-toothed pygmy shrew), 1290 nucleotides long. RefSeq names its product F-box only protein 44. The record is from RefSeq and is a predicted model, not a curated record. The transcript is spliced from 8 exons. NCBI's taxonomy places the organism in Eukaryota, Metazoa, Chordata, Mammalia, Eulipotyphla, Soricidae. Gene Ontology annotation, cellular component: SCF ubiquitin ligase complex; cytoplasm. Gene Ontology annotation, molecular function: protein binding; ubiquitin protein ligase activity. The coding region runs from base 158 to 1099 and encodes 313 amino acids. Gene Ontology annotation, biological process: SCF-dependent proteasomal ubiquitin-dependent protein catabolic process; glycoprotein catabolic process.
GGGGCGGGGCCUACUCACCUCCUGCAGGCCUGACCGACUCCUCCAGGGCGUCCUGGCCGGGUUGACGUCGCAGCUGCCGGGCUCGGGGACCACUCGGUGGGAGCACCGCGGCGGGUACGUGAGCCGGCAGGAGGAGGCCCAGAGAGAGGCCACAGCCAUGGCCCUAGAGAACAUCAACGAGCUGCCUGAGAACAUCCUCCUGGAGGUGUUCGCCCAUGUGCCCGCCCGCCAGCUGCUGCUGCGCUGCCGCCCUGUCUGCAGCCUGUGGCGGGACCUCAUCGACUUGGUGACCCUGUGGAAGCGCAAGUGCCUGCAGGAAGGCUUCGUCACCGAGGACGGGGACCCAACGGUGGCCGACUGGAAGGUCUUCUACUUUCUGCGUAGCCUUCGUCGGAAUCUCCUUCACAACCCCUGUGCCGAAGAGGGCUUUGAGUUCUGGAGCCUGGACGUGAACGGAGGGGACGAGUGGAAGGUGGAGGAUCUCUCCAGAGACCAGAGGAAGGAAUUCCCCAAUGACCAGGUCAAGAAAUACUUCGUGACUUCUUAUUACACCUGCCUCAAGUCCCAGGUGGUGGAUCUCAAGGCCGAAGGGUAUUGGGAGGAGCUCAUGGAUACCACACGUCCGGACAUCCAGGUCAAGGACUGGUUCGCAGCCCGGCCAGACUGCGGGUCCAAGUACCAGCUGUGUGUUCAGCUGCUGUCGUCCGCCCAUGCUCCUCUAGGGACCUUCCAGCCAGACCCGGCCACCAUCCAGAAGAAGAGCGAUGCCAAGUGGAGAGAGGUCUCCUACACGUUCUCCAACUACCCGCCUGGCGUCCGCUACAUCUGGUUCCAGCACGGUGGUGUGGACACUCACUACUGGGCCGGCUGGCCCGAGCGCACCCCUGGGGAUCCCGGCCAUGGCCCUGCUGAACAUCAACGAGCUGCCCGAGAACAUCCUCCUGGAGGUCUUCGUCCACUUGCCUGCCCGCCAGCUGCUGCUUUGCUGCCGCCCUGUCUGCAGCCUGUGGCGGGACCUCAUCGAUGUGGUGACCCUGUGGAAGCGCAAGUGCCUGCGGGAAGGCUUCAUCACCGAGAAUGGGGACCAGCCGGUGGCUGACUGGAAAAUCUUCUACUUCCUCCACAGCCUCCACAGGAACCUCCUGCAGAAUCCCUGUGCUGAAAAGGGCCUGGACUCAUGGCAGCUUGACAAAAAUGGAGGGUACAAGUGGAAGGUGGAGACACUCCCUGGAGAUCACGGAAAGAACUUUCCCCACAGCGGAGUCACAAAAUACUUUGUCACAUCUUUUA